AUGCGCUCCUCCGUCAUCUCCCUCCUGUCGUUGGCCUCGUUGGUCGCAGCUCUGCCCAGUCGGACUGCCGGCCCCAAACCAGCUCUGAAAAGGUCAACGUUUCGCAAACCCGACAGCCAGUGGAGCCAUGUUAUUCACGGCGCUGAUGUUAAGACCGCCAAGGGUUCCCGUGGCCAGCUUGAAAACUAUGCUCUCCGUGCCAACAAGGUAGACCCGUCAAGCCUCGGGGUUGACACGGUCAAACAGUAUAGUGGUUACCUUGAUGACAACGCCACGGACAAACACUUGUUCUACUGGUUCUUCGAAUCACGCAACGAUCCCAAGAAUGACCCUGUUUUCUUAUGGCUCACCGGCGGCCCGGGCUGCUCUUCCAUGACGGGACUUUUCAUGGAGCUGGGUCCUUCUCAUAUCGAUCAAAACGGCCAGUUGGUCCGGAACGAGUACGCGUGGAACAGUAAUGCCUCGGUUAUAUUUCUUGACCAGCCUGUGAACACUGGCUUCUCUUACAGCAAUUCUCCCGUGUCCACCACGGCUGCCGCCGCCAAGGAUGUGUACGCCCUUUUGACGCUGUUCUUUGCCAAGUUCCCCGAAUACGCCAGACAAGACUUUCACAUCUCUGGCGAGUCAUACGCGGGCCAUUAUAUCCCCAUCUUUGCUUCCGAGAUACUCUCGCACAAAGACCGAAACAUCAACCUCAAGAGCGCCCUGAUAGGCAACGGCCUGACAGAUGCACUUACACAAUACGCCGCCUAUGAGCCCAUGGCUUGCGGAAAAGGCGGUCACCCGGCGGUCCUCGAUCAGCAAAGUUGUCGGUCCAUGCGAGAUGCCCUCCCAACGUGCCAGCGCACUAUCCAGGCCUGUUACAAGGGCAACCAGGACGCUUGCGCCACUGCAAGUGACGAUUGCGACGGGCAACUGCUUGGCCCCUACGAGCAAACCGGACUUAACCCUUAUGACAUUCGCAAGCAAUGUGUGGGAGGGGGUCUUUGCUACAGCGAGCUGGAUUGGAUCCAGACUUGGUUGAAUAGGGACGACGUCAUGCAAGCCCUCGGAGUCGAGGUUGACGGCUUUAGCACUUGCAACAGCCAGGUCAAUAACGCCUUUCGACAGGCCGGCGACUGGUUCCUCCCUAUCCACAGAUCAGUACCUGGAAUUCUUGCCCAGAUCCCGGUUCUGAUCUAUGCCGGGGACUGCGACUUUAUCUGCAACUGGCUGGGUAACCAGGCUUGGACGAACGCUCUCAAGUGGCCAGGCCAUGACGCCUUCAACAGCGCCCAGAGCGUGGAGCUGACUUUGGGCCCAAGCCCAGCGUACGGCACUAUCAAGCACGCAAAAGGCUUUGCAUUUCUUCGAGUCUACCAAGCGGGACACAUGGUUCCUUACGAUCAGCCCGCGAGUACGCUCGACUUUGUAAAUCGUUGGGCAAGGGGGGAGUGGGCCAAGUCAAAUCCAGCCCCAGCCCAUCCAACUGAAGGGCGUACCUGA
Messenger RNA from Ustilaginoidea virens, 1485 nucleotides. RefSeq lists its product as uncharacterized. Gene Ontology annotation, biological process: proteolysis. The record is from RefSeq and is a predicted model, not a curated record. Lineage: Eukaryota; Fungi; Ascomycota; Sordariomycetes; Hypocreales; Clavicipitaceae. Bases 1 to 1485 code for a protein of 494 amino acids. The transcript has 2 exons. Gene Ontology annotation, cellular component: fungal-type vacuole. Gene Ontology annotation, molecular function: serine-type carboxypeptidase activity.